AUGAACUCUUCUGGUGCUUCUGGUGCUUCUGCUUCUGGUUUGACUGUUGACUCUAUGUUGAAUUCUGGUUUGGAUGCUCUCCUCGAAAAUGGGACUCCUCUUUCUUCGGUUGCUGGUGAGGGUGUUGCUAUUGGUGGUUCCAUGUUGCCAUUCGCCGCCGAAAAGGCAGGACAAGAUGAGCAAUUGUUGGGGGACAAUCUUCGUCAGUUAAGAGCAGAGAUGUCUACUCGUUUACAAGAAUUUGCACAAGCCCGCAGUAAGAACGAUGGGGUUGCAACUCAAAACACUCUCAGGUCCAUUAAACUCAUCAAACAAAGUAUGAAAAGUUUGAGGGAAUAUCAAGAGACCUUGAACGAGGUUAAUCCCCGUCAAAGAGUUAAUGAAGGCAUGUCACUUCCCGGAGGACUUGCACUUAGUAGAAAGGACUUACCAAAGUUCCAACUCGCCACUAGUCUGGUCAGACCUUUUCCCAAUGAAGAGGCUUUCGAGUCAGUUGAACAUUUCUUGAGAACAUUUGAAAAGGUCAUAGAAUCAUCUGGUCGACAGAUAGAAUUCGUUUGA
Messenger RNA from Cokeromyces recurvatus, 561 nucleotides. RefSeq lists its product as uncharacterized. The record is from RefSeq and is a predicted model, not a curated record. The coding region runs from base 1 to 561 and encodes 186 amino acids. NCBI's taxonomy places the organism in Eukaryota, Fungi, Mucoromycota, Mucoromycetes, Mucorales, Mucoraceae. The transcript is spliced from 2 exons.